This is a messenger RNA of Nerophis ophidion (straightnose pipefish), 1102 nucleotides long. It is a transcript of the gene hmgb1a, whose product is annotated as high mobility group box 1a. Gene Ontology annotation, molecular function: DNA binding, bending. Lineage: Eukaryota; Metazoa; Chordata; Actinopteri; Syngnathiformes; Syngnathidae. The coding region runs from base 192 to 818 and encodes 208 amino acids. Gene Ontology annotation, biological process: regulation of transcription by RNA polymerase II. The record is from RefSeq and is a predicted model, not a curated record. The transcript has 5 exons. Gene Ontology annotation, cellular component: nucleus.
CCCCCGGCCAAUCAGAGGCGCGCUCGGCCGGGCGCCGACCAAUGGGGAGCGAGCACCGUGGAGAGUAACGCUGGAGAAGCUGGGAGUGAAGACACUGCGUAUCGCCUCACUCCAGCACAGCCAUUGCCAGCAUUUGACAAGCCAGCCUCGGUCUUCUGAUUUUUGCGCAGUAGGUGUUUUACUCGGCCAGGAUGAGGAAAGAUCCUUCCAAACCACGGGGCAAGAUGUCCUCCUACGCCUACUUUGUGCAGACCUGCAGGGAGGAGCACAAGAAGAAACAUCCCGAGGCUUCGGUCAACUUUUCCGAGUUCUCCAAGAAGUGCUCUGAGAGAUGGAAGACCAUGUCCGCCAAGGAGAAAGGCAAGUUCGAGGACCUGGCCAAGCAGGACAAGGUGCGCUACGAGCGCGAGAUGGUCAACUACGCCCCCGCCGGCAGAGGCGGAAAGCAGAAGAAGUUCAAGGACCCCAACGCCCCCAAGAGGCCCCCCUCGGCCUUCUUCAUCUUCUGCGCCGAGUUCCGCCCGAAGGUGAAGAGCGAGAGUCCCGGCCUGACCAUCGGGGACGUGGCCAAGAAGCUGGGCGAGAUGUGGAACGGCACGGCCUCCGAGGACAAGCAGCCCUACGAGAAGAAGGCCAACAAGCUGAAGGAGAAGUACAAGAAGGACGUGGCGGCGUAUCGCUCCAAGGGCAAGGCGGGCGGCGCUCCGGCCAAAGCGCCGGCCAAGGCGGAGAAGAAGAAGGAGGACGACGAUGACGACGAUGACGAGGAGGACGAGGAGGACGAAGAGGAGGAGGACGAGGAGGACGAGGACGAGUAGCGAGGCUGUGGUGAAUGUCACUUGUUUUUAUGCUGUACAGUUUGUUUGUAAAGUAACGUCCCUCCACCCUGUCAGGCCCCGCACUAUUAAGCCCCGCCCCCUCGUGCGCAGCCACAACACAAAAAAAAAAACGUUUCUGUCUCGUGUGUUUUUUUUUCUUUGUCUUUUUCAUUUUCUUGUUCUCUGACAAUUGAGGUCUUUAUGUGUUAGCCAAGAAGAGAGAAGUCGGCUUUAUUCUUCAACUUUCAACUGCUUCGGAUGUCAAUAAACAUUUUUGUAAUAAA